GAAAAUUACAGAAACCACAACCUUGAAACGCGAUUGUUGGACCGAAAACCCCAUAGGAAACAUCCUGGUGUUGAGUCUCCACAACAUGGACGUUCUAGGCUACAUCCUUUUUAUUUCUGUCGAUAUUGUGUCAAUUACGCCCUUCCUUCGGGUAGCCCACACCGUACCGUGUCGAGAACGCCCUUCUAUUUCCUGUUCUUACCCAAACCUCAGGUGACUCUCGAAGGCUGUGGUCCAAUACUUUGAGGUAUUUAAGUGCCCAGUGAUGCCCUCCUAAUAGUCUGCUGCAAAAUGCCCCAUACCCAUCAACCGCGCAGAACAGCACAUCAACGCCUCGUCAAAUAUGAGUGAUAAAAGCCUCCAAUUCCGCAUCGCCACCCCAGACGAUGCAGUCCAGAUCCAAAACCUGAUCCAGUCAUCAUUCCGCACUGAAGACCCAAGAGCAAACUGGACGGGGAGCACAGAACUCGCAUCACAGUUCCACAUCAGCGUCGACGAGGUCCUCGCCAACAUGCACAAGCCCGACUGCGCCGUCCUCGUGGCCACGGACCCCGCCGACGGCGCGAUAGUGGCCUCGGUCGAGUGCGUGAGGCGGCGCACCACCAGCACCGCUGGCAUCUCUGCCGACAACAAGAACAAGAACAACAACAACGGCGGCGGCGAUCUGGCGCGGCUCUCCAUGCUCGCGGUGGACGACGCCCGGCAGCGCAGCGGGCUCGGGCGCAAGGUGCUCGGGCGCGCCGAGGACUACUGCCGGAAGGAGUGGGGUGUGACAAGGCUGGGGCUUAACGCGCUCUCGACACGGGGGGAGCUCAUCUCGUGGUACGAGCGGUGCGGGUUUGAGAGGACAGGGGAGACCUCCGCGUUCCCGCGCGGGCGGUUCCCUGCCCUCAGCCUACCUGAGGACCUUUGUUUUGUUGAGCUGGAGAAGGACCUGUUGAGGGUUGCGUAACUAGAGAGGCUUUGUUUUUUUUUGGGAGGAGUUGGGGGCUACG
This is a messenger RNA of Diaporthe batatas, 995 nucleotides long. RefSeq lists its product as uncharacterized. The coding region runs from base 344 to 952 and encodes 202 amino acids. The transcript has a single exon. The record is from RefSeq and is a predicted model, not a curated record. Gene Ontology annotation, molecular function: acyltransferase activity, transferring groups other than amino-acyl groups. NCBI's taxonomy places the organism in Eukaryota, Fungi, Ascomycota, Sordariomycetes, Diaporthales, Diaporthaceae.